Molecule: messenger RNA, 2814 nt
Organism: Vicugna pacos (alpaca)
Lineage: Eukaryota; Metazoa; Chordata; Mammalia; Artiodactyla; Camelidae
Gene: TPRG1
Product: tumor protein p63 regulated 1
Cellular component (GO): cytoplasm
Source: RefSeq, a predicted model, not a curated record
CCACCCUGUAAACACCCUCAUCCUUUCGUGUGACCCUUUGUUGGAGGUUGAGCACUUCACUCUCAGCCGUCUCGGUGAGGCAAGGUUCAGACCGAGCUGGGUGGCAGCACGAGCGCAUCCUCUUCUUUGGCUUCUUCUGGACCAGCCACACCAACACUGGCCACUGUCUGUGGUCUGGCCCCCUUCGUCCAACAAGAGAAGAAAAUCCUUGAGGACCGGCCACAGUCUCGCCAGGUUGAAGACAUGUCAACAAUUGGGGAUUUUGAAGGAUUCCAGCCUGUGUCUCUGAAGCAAGAGGGAGAUGACCAGCCCUCAGAGACUGACCCGUUGUCCACGGAGGAGGGAAGCUCAGGCAAGGACCCAUCGCCAAGGCAGAUUUCAAGGCUGUCGAGUGUGACGGAGUCGGCACUUUACCCCAAUCCCUAUCACCAGCAUUAUAUCGCACGGAAGUACUUCGUUACACGGCCAGGGGCCAUUGAGACCGCCAUGGAAGACUUGAAAGGCCACGUUGACAAGACUUCUGGAGAGACUAUUCAAGGCUUCUGGCUCUUGACAGAGAUAGACCACUGGAACAAUGAGAAGGAGAGGAUUUUGCUGGUCACAGACAAGACUCUCUUGAUCUGCAAAUAUGACUUCAUCAUGCUUAGCUGUGUGCAGUUGCAAAGGAUUCCCCUGAGUGCUGUCUAUCGCAUCUGCCUGGGCAAGUUUUCCUUCCCUGGGAUGUCCCUGGACAAGAGACCAGGAGAAGGACUUAGGAUCUACUGGGGGAGACCUGAGCAGCAGUCGCUAUUAUCCCGCUGGAACCCAUGGUCCACUGAGGUGCCUUAUGCUACCUUCACUGAGCACCCUAUGAAAUACACCAGUGAAAGGCUUCUUGAAAUUUGCAAGUUAUCUGGUUUCACGUCUAAGCUUGUUCCAGCUAUCCAGAAUGCGCACAAGGAUUCCACUGGAUCUGGAAGAGGAAAGGGAUUGAUGGUGAUAACUGAACCCAUUUUGAUUGAGACCUACACGGGACUGAUGUCAUUCAUUGGAAACCGCAACAAGCUUGGCUAUUCCCUUGCCCGUGGGAGUAUUGGUUUUUGACACUUUUUUUGGUGGAUAAGUACAUCACCCACAGACAUGCCAUUAUUGAAGAUUCUGUUUCAGUCCAUCAUAUUUUUGGACCGAAACAAUUAAUUACUUUUAAAUAGUAUUACAUGAUAUUGAAUAUUUAGAACCUUAGGAAAUCUAAAAGCUUGAUUAGACUGAUAGAUGCAUGCUUCAGAUCUCAUUAAGAAUAAUGAAAUUUCCUAAAACCAGAAAAUAAGUUCUAAGCCCAUCAAAUAAUAUCAAAUUAAUAUCUGAUCAUAAACUUAGGGCAGACCCUCUGGGUUUUUGUUCCUCUGUCUUCUAAAUGUAGGCAUAUUCUGGGUUUUGAUCUUCAGCCCUCUGAUUCCAAUCUUCUCUCUCAUUAGGGUCUCAAUCUGUAUUAUUUUAGCUAUCUUUUUUAUGAAGGUGACUUCCAAAUCCAUAUUCCCAUCCCCACUAUUUCUUCAAGAUUCAGUUUUGCAUUUGUCUGUUGAUCAUAUAUCUAUAUCAGUGUUCUGAUGACCAGUUACAUUCAAUAUCUUUAAAAUCCUAGUUCUCUCUGUAGUGUUUUUAUGGUCCGUCAUCAUCUCUAAAAUCCAUCAGUUUUGAUGUCUUUAAAUUCCUUGCCAAAUGCGUUUGAUACAGUAGCUGUUUAGUCUCUUUGGGUUGCUAUAACAAAAUGCCAUAGACGCGAUGGCCUUCAUAACCAAAUUACCCAAAGGCCCCCCAACUCUUAAUACCAUCAUAUUGGGUUUUAGGAUUUCAACAUGUAAGUUUUGAGGGGACACAAACAUUCAGACCAUAGAAGUACCACUGUCUGUGACUUAGCAUUGUACCCAAUGCCCAGAUGUCAAACUUAAAAGUUCAUUUUUCUUUCAAAAUUGUUCACAUAUUUCUUCUCCUUUCCAUUCUCACAGGUAUACUAUUAGAUCAUGUUUCAAAUUCUAUUUACUUGGAUAAUUGCUGUAGAUUUUUAAUUGGCAUCUUUGCUCUAAAGCUGACCCUUUUAUAAUCCAUUUUGCACUUGGUUGCCAGAUUCCUAAAGCACAAUUUGAUUGUCUCAUUCCCUUCUCAAGAACCUUUGAUGGCUCAUUGCCUGCUACAGAUUUUUUUUUAAUCUCACACAUUUUGCUUUGUCAAUAGCAGAUUUUCCUUCUAAUAAAAUGUUUCGUAUGCCCGAUAUGAAAAACAGAAAUAGGGCCACUAUGAUUGAAACAGAGUUGGAAAUGCCAUUGACUUCCUCUUUUUUGGGGUCUCAGAAGUGUCCCCUGUGGGAUGUCUCUGGAUCCAGAAGGUUUUAAGGAGAUGUUUCCAAAAACACUGUCCUAACUCACUGUUUCCAUUUUCCUCUCUCUCGCAUUUCCUCUUUGUCUCUCCUUGACUUUGUCUAAUAUUGAACAACUCAGGAGAUUACUUCACCUGUUUUCAUCUCUUCAAGUUUUUCUUUUUCAAUUUCAUCUAUUUUUAAUUUAUUUUGAAAAGAAGCUUUUAAUGUUGAACACCAUAAACAUGAUUAUAAUCAAGGUUUUGCCUGUCCCUAGACCCAAAGUUGAGACACCUUGGCUGGAAUUCAAGUUAAAACAUUCCAGCUGAUUUUUUUUUUUUCUUGCUGGGGGGAGCUUAUGUGAAGUCUAUUUUUAAAGUCUUUUCUUCAAAAUGCUUACUUCCUCAGUUUCAAAGAUUUGUUCUCUGAUAUUUUACAAACAUCAAGUUGAUGGAGGUAUUCAAAUCUUUGGAUAACCCUCA